UUGUAAUCUCGAGUAUGAUUCGUAUAUGAUGUUCGUUCCCAAUGGAUGAGCCGUUUGAAGAACUCUGCUCCGUUGAGGCGGAACCCAGUCGAGAACCGAAGCGUGCAAUGUGUAAAAAUUGUCUGAGACCACUGUCUUCCGCCUGUUGGUGCCCCUGGCUACCUCAAUCCCGUUUACCGAUCCAGACAAAUAUCUUGAUUCUUCAGCACCCUUAUGAGGAGCGUCGCAAGGUUCGAACUGCACGCAUUUUGGAACUGGCUUUAUCAGAACAACGUGUACGCCUGGUCCGAGGGCGUAAAUUCAACGAACAACGCUGCCCCGAAUUGAUGCCCAUCCUCACCAGCGACAACACAUUCGUCUUGUUCCCAUAUCGCGGCGCGAUCCCCGCCGAUCAGUGUUGCCCCCAGGCGGACGAUGUGCCAGGUUCUCGUUGGUUGGUGGUGCUGGACGGAACAUGGACACAGGCGCGACAUAUGCUUACCGGUUCACCCCUUUUGUUCGCACUCAAGCGGGUUUGCUUGCCGCCAAAUCCCACCACAGGUGACGUUAUACCCAGCGAGUUCAUUGUGCGGCGUCAACCAUUUUCCCACGCAGUAUGCACCGUAGAGGCUGUGGCGCGAAUACUGGAUCUCUGGGAGCCACGUGAUCCGGCCAGGUCGAACAAAUUUUACCAGACGCAGUUGUUGCGACCCCUCUAUCGUAUAUGUGAAGUUCAAACCGCUUGGAAAACGGACGAAAAGAAGGGGGAAAGCGAUGUAUUUUGUAACGGUGACUCGGCAGUGUGAAACGCUGUUUUUUC
Molecule: messenger RNA, 799 nt
Organism: Opisthorchis viverrini
Lineage: Eukaryota; Metazoa; Platyhelminthes; Trematoda; Opisthorchiida; Opisthorchiidae
Exons: 5
Coding region: 42-785 (247 amino acids)
Source: RefSeq, a predicted model, not a curated record